AUUGCCAAGUCUACGAACUUCGGAAAGAGCAACCUAAAAGGUUGUCGAUUCUACAAAGCGUAUCUUGUGCGGGCGGACUUUUCGGGAGCCGAUCUUCGUGGCGCCUCUUUGGAGGAUACUUCGAUGGACGAGGCUUUGCUGAAAGAUACGGUGGCUGUUGGUGCUUAUUUUUCUGCUAGUAUCAUGGAUACUUUGACGGUGGAAAACGCCGAUUUUACUGAUGCCCAGUUUCCCAUAAAAACCUUGCCGCUCCUUUGCGAGCGAUCUGAUGCCACAGGCACUAACCCUGUCACUGGUGUCGAUACGAGGGAAUCCCUUAUGUGCCCGUAA
Molecule: messenger RNA, 330 nt
Organism: Phaeodactylum tricornutum CCAP 1055/1
Lineage: Eukaryota; Bacillariophyta; Bacillariophyceae; Surirellales; Neidiaceae
Exons: 1
Source: RefSeq, a predicted model, not a curated record